AUGGACAAUUCGGAGACCCUAAAAGCGCAGCUCGAUGGCCUUCUGCGAAGAUUCGAUCAGUCAACAAAGCAGGAGUUUCAGGCAGCUGCAGACAAGUCCGAGUUGCGUGCCCCAAUCCAGGCAUCGGCUGAGUUGGUCAACUUGGUGGCCGCAUCCAUGCACAUCCGAGCGGUGCUCAAGGGUGGAGGCAGCGGCCACAGCACCUCAGCAACAGACUACCUUGUCUGGCUGCGCAGCCGGUCCUCAACACGAGCAUUGUGGCUGCUUGGACUGCCUCUCGUGUUCCUGAUAUUUCUGCAACUUUUUUCUUGCGGGCCAGUCUGCGAGCUUUUGCCCGUUAACGGUGCCUCGUACAAGGACUUGCUCGAGUUGUUUACGGAGUUUAGGUUUUUUAAUCCGUCUCAGGGUGGCUUAAGGAAUCCUGCUAAGCUUGCGGACCCGACUCCUAUGUUGAUUCCCAGGUACAUGGUGAUCCUGCGUCUUGGGGGCGUCUAUGCGGACAUUGAUGUUGAGCUACGUCAACCACUCGACACCGUUUUGCUGCCCACGGAUACACUGGUGGUGGGGUGGGAGGCGGAGGUGGCGACCGACGCGGAGGCAUUCAAGCGGCAUUUCGUGCGCAGGCGCCAGGUGCUGCAAUGGUUCUUCGCGGCGGCACCGGGGCACCCAGUCCUCCGUGCAGCGUGCGAUCACAUAGCUCGGUACGCUAGGCACACUUUUUCCAACAACACGAACAGGGACACGCUUGAGCGAACCGGUCCGGGAAUGUGGACCGACGCGGUGCUCCGGCACGCCGCGGCACAUCCGCCCACGAAGGCGGGUGACCCGUGGAAGGUGCGCAUCCUACCGCGGGUUGCCUUUGGCGUGCACCCUGCCGGGAUCGACGGGCUUACACCAGAUGCCAAGGAGAUCGUGGUGCUGCACCACUUCCUGGGCAGCUGGAAGAAGCGCGGUGGUUGGCAUAAGCGCCGCAGCGUGCUGCAAAUCCUGGCGGGUGUCAUCAUGGCGGCGUUGCAGCGCCGAAAUGAGGCGGCUAAGGCAGAGGAGCCAAUAACACCAUCUGUGCUGCAUCUCUUUCCAGUAUCCGCGGCCUUUAAUCCGCCUUUUACCAUCAUGACUCACCUUAUCGGCCAGGGCGACAUGCAGUCGGGUUCGGACGUCUCGGCGCACCUGACCAGCUGGGGCACCUGGCAGGCGGCAAUGUCGAGACCCAGUCGGCGGCCGCAGGUUGUCGAAGCGCUGGUGGGUGCGCUCGGCCCACCUUCCCAAGGCACGGUCUUGGUGGAUGUGUCGGCAGGGACGGGCUUUUUCAGCCUUGCAGCAGCCGCCCGCGGCCACAAGGUAGUUUCGUUUGAGACCAGCCCCCGCAGCAUAGAGGCGUUCAGUUUUUCGAUUGUGUACAAUGGCUUUGAAGACCGCAUCCGGCUCUAUAACGUCAGCCUCGGCGCUGCACCGUCGACACUCUGUCUGGGAGAGCGGAGCGGGGACGAUGUGGUACAGAUGGGCGGUUCAGACCUCGGAAGUGAGGCAAGGCAAAGUGUGCCGUCUGAACCAAACGACGCUACCGCGGCGGCCACACGGCGGGGUUAUGGGGAUCCCUUGCUGCACGCGCUGCCGCCGGCGGAGUGUGCGCUCAUGACGGUCCGCCAGACCCUCGCACAUAUGCUCAUGGGCAGUAUGGAGGCACCCAAAUCAACGGCAUCGUUGGCCGGACCGCAAAUGGCCCAAGCAGAAGCUCACCCGGCGGGCGCUGCUGCAGGCGCAAGCUCUCAAGCCCGGAACAAUGGCUCGGGGCUCCUGUGGGAUGAUGCAUUGUUGCCGUACCAGGUCGGCGCCCUGCGCCUCUCCGCACACGGCUGGGAGGGCUGGAUCUUGGACGGGGCAGAGUCGUGGCUUCAACGCCAUCGCCCGGGCGUGGUGCUGCUGGAGUAUGCGCCCGCACUGGUGGAACGCUCUGGCUACCCGGGGGGCGGCAUGCGGCUGUUGCAUCGCCUGCAUGACCUUGGAUACAUCUAUGCCGCCCAUACCGGAUACGUGUGCGACGAGCGGUGGCUGAAUAUCACCAGGGCGCUGCGAGUGGGAGGGACGCCGCUGGGCCAGCUGCCCGGCGUUGCCAACAUCGGUUCCAACGACGACAAAGGCGCCGGCCAGAAGGCUGACGGGACGAUGUUGGGAGCGGGAUCCGGUUCGGGGGCCGGUCCGUCCUUGACGGCUACUGGCUCUUCACAGCUUGCACGGCCGCCUACAUGGUGCAAGCUGAAGCCGGACGUUUUCCAGCAUCUGACGGAUCGGGUUCAUCCAGAAGGGGCAGAGAACGUAUUGUUUAUCCACCAAACGCACUACAUUGUGCGUGGCAGACGGGGCACAGCGAUUGAUACUUCACGGUUGGGGGCAACGGGUGACGCGGCUGCUGCGCCCGGCAAGGCGUAUGUGCAAUUGGCAGGUUUUCACCAUCUCAACUUUGAUUGCUACACUCUGCUCAAGGACCCAGUACCCAGCAAAGCCUUUAAUUGCACAAUGCUUCUCACAGCGCUGACCGGCCUCCGUCCCGGCAUACCUCCCUUGGAGUCUGCCCGUGUCGCCUUCCCCCAUGCAACCAAGAUCCACCUACAUCUGGAUUUGCUGGCCUUGGUUUCGGAGUGGCCGUGCCUGGAAACCCCCUGGAGCCAUCUAACCGCCGCCACCACCGUCGCCGCCGCAGUGGCAACACCACCAGCACCAGCACCAGCACCAGCACCAGCGGAAGAUGCGGGGGCAGCAGGCGGCCCGUCUCGCGUCUCACAGAGCGGUGUAGGGGGCGCUGACGGGAGAGGGGCUGGCAGUCAUGGCGGUGACGGUGGGACUGUAGGUGAUGACCUCUGGCGAACCGUGGAGGCCGUCCGGAUAUCGGCCCGACUGCCACUGCGGCUGGUGUGGGGUGGGCGGGUGCUAUCCGCAGCGGAACAGCAGCGACUGGAGCAGCUCUUCAAGGCCUGGAGCUGGGCGCAGGCGAGGGCGGGCAGGGAGCUAUCGCUUUCUUGGCACAGAAUUGAGGGGGGCCAUCUGGCUGCGGUGGUGGCGAUGUCCGGGCUCAGGGCCUUAUCCCUAGCUGACGCCUACGAUGGGCCCGACGGCUGGCUGGGCGCCUGCCGUGCUGCCGUAUCGCUGGCGCUGACGUCUUCGACUGGAGCCGCCUUAGAUGAGGUUUCAUCGGCCGAUGCACUCGGCGCCUCUGGCCCGGCGGCGGCGGCGGCGGCGGCGAGGGAAGCAUCCAGGUCUGCCGCCAGGUUCGCUGCGUCCUUCUCAUUACCCCCCCGGGAGCUCCUGCCCGUGGACUGGCACCCCGGUCUGCUCGUCUGGCCAGUCUGGCUACCAACAGUACGGCAGCUGCGGCUCCGGAGCCCGUCCCUGGCGAUACACGGCCAGCCGCCGCCUUGGCUGGUCGAGCUGCGACCAGAAUCACCGCCGUUGCAGCGGGGACUGGCCCCGCCGCCGCCGCAGUUGCAGGAGUACUUCCAUGAACAACUAGGCUGCGGCAGCACCUCUACUUGCGUCCCCUGCCCGUCCUCCCGUCCGUACUUCCCUCUCCUCCUCUUCCCUCCUUCCCAUGCUGCGGCUGCUAGUGCCCUUCCAUGCCCUGCCCCCUCGCUUCCAGCAACCCCAUUGGCAAGCCUCACCCGCCUGGAGGUUGGCGGCGCCCGUCCCCCUAGGUGGGGACAUUGGCACCAGAGGGGGCCCCGAUCAUCGGGGCACGUGCGGGAGGAAGUGGGAGUGGGCAGCCUGCUCACCAGCCUGGCGGAACACGCCCAACGGGCAGAGGCCGCCGCCGCGGCUGCGGCGGCGACGGCGACGGCAGUCCGUGUGCCCCACGGGCUGGACCCGCUAUCCCCGCGGUUAUCGCCACAAAUAGCGGUGGCUUCCCUCCCCUUGCUGCCGCCGCCGUCCUCGCUGUCAGGGCCCACUGGGUUUCGCUCCCUGACGGUGCUGUCCUUCCAGUCUGAGCGGCUCACCGGGGCGGACUGGGAGGCGCUGAGGGUGUUGGGGGGUUUGGAGGAGCUCCGUAUCAACGGCUGGACCCCGGGGGAGGGGCUGUCGCCUUGCGUCCUGCAGGAGGUGGAGGAGGUGGAUCUGGAGGCGAGGGCAGGCGAGGUUAGGGACGGCGUGACGGUGGCUGAGCGGCAGUGGCGUGCAGCUGGGGAGGAGGAGGAGAGCGGCGUUGUUCAGGGCAUGGAGCUCGGUUGUGGGGUGGCAAGCGCGGGUGGCAGCAGUGGUGGCGGUAGGCGGCUGGGGCUGCUUAGUUUGCCGCGGCUGCGAGUGCUGAUGUUGUCGUUACGCAGCGCUGCGCAGCUGCGGCGUUUGGUGGGCGGCCUGCCGCAGCUGGAGGUCCUGCACCUGGCAAUCAAGGGCGGGGCCGAGGAGGGCGCCCCUUGCCAGGACGAGGACACGCAGGCAGUCCAGGCUGCCGCCGCUGCCGUCACCAACAAGGAGGCGGCCUUACGCGCCUGGCGGCCGCUGCUAGAUUGUCGACGGCUUGUGGAGGUCAAUGUAUUGUCCCAACGGGCCGUCGAGAUGCCGUUGAGGGGCGACAUGGUGGCGGCGCACCUCACUUCCGCCUGGCCCCGCCUUGUCGUACUGCAGUACAGCGCCGGCGGCUGGUCUGGUCUGGACCGGACUGGCGUCGAGGCCCUCGGACGGGUUCCGGACAAGGUGCUGGUGCUGCUGCCGCUAGUGCCAUUGGUGGCGCCAUCGGUGGCGGUGACGAGGGGUUGCAAGGGCUCCAAAUGGCGACGGGGCCUGAGGCCCCUAUUUCCUCCCGUUGGCGGUGCCUGCAGUAGCAGUAGGAGUGGGAUGUGGAACGCUGCGAGGAGCAGGCGGGAGAUUGGCGCUGAGUCCCCGCAGCCCCUGCAGCUUCGUCGAGGCCUUCCAAGUGCGGCUCCGUAUGCGGGUCCGGGGCUCGCUGCGGGUGGUGGUCAACAGGCUGCAACCGGCUGCAAGCUGUUUCCACAGAGUCUGAAGCUGCUGAGCCUCAAGUUCUGUCGCUGGCAGGUGCUAGGCGUGAGCCUCCUCGGCGCCGUGAGCCGCUGCACCAGUCUGCUGGAGCUGAAGCUAACGUGGCCCGAAGAUGACCCGCCGUACAUUGUACGACGAUCCCGACACCGCUCCGCCAGCAUCAGCGCUGAACACCAACGCAGCUGCCAGGUAGCGGGGGCCGGCCGCGGUGGCGGUGAUUUUCCUUACCCGAGUCCGGCCCCCAACACCAGUCUGCUCCACUCCGGACCACCAGGAGCCUCCGACUGUGGAGAGGAGUAUGAUGGCGAUGGAGAUGAGGAGGAUAAAAGUGAUGACCAUGAUGAUGAUGAGGAGGAGGAGGAGGAGGAGGAGCGGGAAGUAGAGGGGGAUGGGGAUGAGGCGGAGGGGCAGCAGUGGGCAAAACUGGCGGAGGAACUGAUUUGGCUGGAGCGACUGGAGCUUAACCGCUGGGCUACCGAGCUGCCACUGGGAAGGCGCGGGGGGGGGCAGGUCGGGGAAGAGGGGGAUGAGGGACUGCUGGUUGGGGCCGCAGAAGGGGCCAGACAGCAGCAGAUGCCGGAAGGGGAGGGAAGGGGGGAAGGGGAGGUAUCAGCAGGCGCUGCGGCGGUCAGGGCGGUGGCUGCGGAUGGCCCCAUGGGGAUGGCGCAGCUGGUCCGCGGGGUGGCCAGGAUGCGGCGGCUGCAUUCGCUGAAGUUGGAGGACCGCGCAUCGGGGCCCUGGGGCGACGAGGUGGACUGGUCGGCGCUGUCUCAGAUGACAGCGCUGGUGCAGCUCGAGCUGUCUGGAGUGACCCGUGGGACUGCAUCCCGGGUACUGCAGCUGGCGCGGUCAAGUUUACCCUCAUGCAGGCCGCUGGUCCAUGUGGACAAUGAAGGCGACAUGCGGGCGGAGAUGCGUCGCAUAGACCUCCUGUUGGGGACGGUUGCACCAGCAGCCGCCUCCGUAGAGUCAGGGCCAUCAUCGACAUCAGCAUCGUCCCUGUCCCCGCCAGAUGUCAGCGUUGUCUUCAAAUAGGUCAUUGGACUUACGAGUGCAAAAACGAGCCGGCAUAUGCAGCACGCCCUUCCCGUACACAGCAGCUCAAACAGCCUAAGGCCAAACAGCGCUUUCUGUCACCAGAUGAGCUUCCGCCGGAAUUUCGACUGAGGGAAGAGGAUGGCAAGCAGCAAGCGGCAGGUGGCAGGUUGAAAGGGAAGGGCCGCCAUGGCGACGAGCGUAAGAAGAAACGGCGCCGACGUUCGCCUUCUUCUUCUUCUUCCUCUUCUUCAUCUGAUGACACCUCUUCAGACACUAGCAGCGACACUAGCUCCGACUCAUCGAGCUCGAGCUCGGAUCACAGUACAAGCAGCGGCACGAGCAGAGACAGUACAAGCAGCGGUAGCAGCACCAGCUCUGACUCGUCAGAUUCACGGUCCAGCGGCAGCAGCAGUAGCAGUAGCGACGAGUCGAGCAGCAGCAGCGACGACUCGAGCAGUAGUAGCAGCAGCGAUGACUCGAGUAGCAGCAGCAGCGACGAUUCAGACAGUGACUCGGAUGGUGGCGGGAGGCGGAGGAGCAAAAACACAAAGCAUGGCAAGAAGCGGCGGCGGUAGAUGAGGACAAGCAUUUGUGGGUGCCAGGAAUUUAGUUUGCCGUGGCUGUCCUAGUGUACAGAAGGGCUUGCCUUGAGCAUCAACCGCUUUCUCCUGACUUGUACAGCAAUGGUACAUGAUAGCCAUUAUAUCCAUUAAUAGUUACAAUUUUGUGAGGAGUGGUGAGCCAUGCGUGCUGGUGAGACCCAUUUGCUUAACAUGUGUGGUAUAUAUGUGGCAUGAGACACAAGCCCUGCACCUGGUUGUAUCCUGGGCUGUGCAUGCAAGUCUAGCUCCUCAGCUCCUCAUUACGAGUACAUCCUUGCACAUUCAACCAUAUAAGACAUUUAAUCAAUUGUAGCACACGAGUAAUCGCGACGCUGAUAAAUUGCCGGUACAUCAGAGUGCUGCAAAAAUGUCCUUCGAUAGGGUCGCUUGAGUUGUAACGAAAGGCCCGGG
This is a messenger RNA of Volvox carteri f. nagariensis, 7040 nucleotides long. RefSeq lists its product as uncharacterized. Gene Ontology annotation, cellular component: mannan polymerase complex. Gene Ontology annotation, molecular function: alpha-1,6-mannosyltransferase activity. Bases 1 to 6024 code for a protein of 2007 amino acids. The transcript is spliced from 21 exons. The record is from RefSeq and is a predicted model, not a curated record. NCBI's taxonomy places the organism in Eukaryota, Viridiplantae, Chlorophyta, Chlorophyceae, Chlamydomonadales, Volvocaceae. Gene Ontology annotation, biological process: protein N-linked glycosylation.